UGGAGGAGGGGCUUUAAAUGAAUGGGCUGCUUGCGCCUGUCCGUGUGUUAUUCAUUCCAAUGAAUAUGGUGGCGCAGAGUAUACGGUGAUUCUUCGCGACGACCGUUAUACUAUAUAAGAACAUUAUUCUUUAUACGCGAUGGCUUUGCGUUGGGGAAUAGCGAGCGCCGGAAAAAUUUCUCAUGACUUUACAAUUGCUCUGUCAACUUUACCCGAAACGGAACAUUGCGCGGUUGCUGUAGCAGCGCGCGAUUUGUCCAGAGCAAAAGCGUUUGCAGAGUUACACGCUAUAAAAAACGCAUAUGACUCCUACGAGCAACUGGCUCAUGAUUCAAACAUUGAUGUCGUUUACGUCGGUUGUUUGAACACCCAACACUUGGCGAUUGCUAAACUUAUGUUGCAAAAUGGGAAAAAUGUUGUUUGCGAAAAACCAUUGACACUCAACAAAAAACAAACGGCUGAAUUGAUUGGAGUGGCACAAGAAAAAGGAUUAUUUCUCAUGGAGGCUAUUUGGAGUCGAUUCUUUCCCGCUUAUGAUCAUAUAAAAAAAGAACUAGCUGCAGGGACAAUCGGGAUCGUUAAACAAGUCAUCGUAUCGUUUGGAUUCGACUUGAGCAACGUCGAGCGUUUGAGUUCCAAAGAGCAAGGCGGGGGAACGAUACUCGAUCUGGGGGUGUAUACAAUACAAUUUGCGAGUUUCAUAUUUGAAGGAGAGAAACCCCGGAAGAUCAGAGCAGCGGGUCAUUUGAAUGGCGAAGGAGUCGAUACGAGUAUGUCGGCAACUUUGUUGUACGGAAAUGAUCGGUUGGCGACGAUUGUCACAAAUGGAACAGUGAAUUUGCAAAACGAAGCCGUGGUAAUUGGUACCGAAGGUAUCAUCCGUGUUCCAAACUUUUGGUGUCCCACGAGUGUGAUAUUGCCAUCUCGAACCGUUGAAUUUCCCUUGCCAGGGGGACUGUCUUCGAAGAAAUUCAACUUUAUCAAUAGUGCAGGAUUGCGAUACGAAGCGGAGCACGUUCGAUAUUGCAUCCGAUCAAGUAGAAAAGAGAGUGAACGAAUGCCGCACGAGGAAUCAAUCCUCAUAGCAGAAAUUGAGGAUGAAUUGCGUCGACAGAUCGGAGUUAUUUAUAACGAAGAUUAAAUUUCAGCAAUGUAACGUUGUUAAGUAAUAGAAAUCAAAAAGCGAAAGAUAAAGGAUAGCUGGCGACGACAGCGUUCUCACGCUUUCAUAUUUCCAUAAAUGUUCCACGGACAAGGAAAAAUCAUUAUUUCAAAACUACACAAUGACAAAGGAUCGAGGAGAGAGAAGAUUUGACACGAUGAAACGAGAGUUGGCAUUUUUUUUGUUAAGCGAUUAUCGAAUUGUAAUUUUUGAAGAAAAUAACGUGUAACCUCCGGCAGAAUCAAUCUCACCCCCGCCGCCCGACAUGGAACCGGGUGCAGUGGGAGAUGGGUCAAGGGGGGAGGGGGGAUAGUAGAUUUCCUGAGAAUAGUAUUUGAGAAAAUUGUCAUCUUUUUGAGAUUUCAUUCUCCAAAAAUUUGUUCAUGAAGUUUUGACCAGACGCAAAGUUGGACAAAAAUUACUCGACACUUUCACAUGAUAUUGUGAGAAAAAUCAUCAAGUUUCGAAGGUUUCUCCGUCCAACUCCCUGGAUAUUUGGGUAUCACAGAAAAAUAAUGCCUCAAUAUUGGCGAUUGGCAAUGAUCGAGAUUUUAAAUCUAAAAAUAUAAGUCGAGAUGGAGCAUCGAGCUCUGCUAUCGAUAUUCUUUUCUCGUUAUCCAAAGAAAGCUUGACGAUGUGCAAAUCCUCCUGCGACAGAUGGAGCAAUUCGAGAUUGAGCGCCAUUUUCGUAUGGCUUGAUACUCGGUUAUCUUGGAAAAUAAUCUUGGAAAGGUUGGGUAAAAUUUUCCAUAAGGCUGGUGCGUGCUGACGUAUCGUUUUCGCAUUCUUGUAUUUCGAUCACACGUUAAUGAUGAUAAAAUUGGGAUUUUCGACUGCUCUUGAGAAAAUUUGUGAUCGAUGGCCUGACAUCGUUAACUGUUGAAAAAAAAAAUGAGCCGUGUCAAAAUAAAAUGGUUGAAGGUUGUUCGUAAAAUGAGACGAGCGAAUCAAAAUUGAAGAGAAUUACAAGAUAACCAAUUUUUGUUUAUUAUUGGAUAUAACCGAGUGUUGAAGAAUAGAGAUUUGUAAUCCUAAUCUUUAGGUCAUGCGAUAAUAAAAAGAUUUUGUAAUUUGUUA
Venturia canescens is the source of this 2239-nucleotide messenger RNA. RefSeq names its product trans-1,2-dihydrobenzene-1,2-diol dehydrogenase-like. The transcript has 4 exons. Lineage: Eukaryota; Metazoa; Arthropoda; Insecta; Hymenoptera; Ichneumonidae. Gene Ontology annotation, molecular function: nucleotide binding. The record is from RefSeq and is a predicted model, not a curated record. Bases 140 to 1141 code for a protein of 333 amino acids.